UCCUUCUCGAAUCUAUGUGUUCUUUGUACACAAAGAGAGAGAGAGAGAGAGAGAGAGAGAGAGAUAGAAGUAGUAUAUUUCAUGGGUUCUCUUUUGGUUGUUUAAAGAUUAAAACUUCAACUAAAUCUGAUUUCAUUUUUGUUCGAUCUUGGUUGUUGUUCUUCAUCAUCAUCCUCUCAAAGAUCUGGCGCUUCGAUGGUAAUUUGGGUCCUGAGCACAUGGAUUCUUCUUCAUUUCAAGAAAGUGAAUGCAUCGAGUCUUCUAAACCGAAUGGUUUGAAUGUAAGUGAACGGAGAGAACUGAUCCACGCAUUGUCUAACCAGCCUGAAGAAGCUUCGGAGCUUUUGCAUUCGUGGAGCAGAAAUGAGAUCAUGAAGAUCAUAUGUGCUGAGAUGGGUAAAGAGAGGAAGUACACUGGUUUAGCCAAACCAAAGCUUAUUGAGAAUCUACUAAAUCUUGUGUCUCGUCCCCUGGGGGAGACUUCUUGUUCUGAUCGUAGAAACUCUAGAAAGAAGCAGAAGAAGACCAUCGGUUAUAUUAUUUGCUGUGAGAAUUUAGCUUGUAGGGCUGCUCUAGGAAGCGAUGAUACGUUUUGCAAAAGGUGUUCUUGCUGCAUCUGUCAAAAGUUUGAUGAUAAUAAGGAUCCUAGUCUAUGGCUGACUUGUGAUGCUUGUGGAUUGUCUUGUCAUCUUGAAUGUGGUUUGAGGCAAGAUAGUUAUGGGAUUGGGAGUGAUGAUCUUGAUGGUAGGUUUUAUUGCUCAUAUUGCGGCAAAGAUAAUGACUUGCUCGGAUGCUGGAGGAAACAAGUGAAGGUGGCGAAAGAGACGCGGCGUGUUGAUGUACUUUGUUACCGUCUUUCUCUAGGACAGAAGCUGUUGAGAGGUACAAGGAAGUAUUGCAAUCUGUUGGAACUCAUGGACGAGGCAGUGAAGAAGCUCGAGGGUGAUGUGGGUCCGUUGUCCGGUUGGGCGAUGAAGAUGGCUCGAGGUAUAGUCAAUAGACUUUCUUCGGGGUCACAAGUUCAGAAGCUGUGUUCUCUGGCAAUGGACGGUCUGGACAAAAUGGUCUCACCAUCAGAAUCUGUUUCAGGACAAGGUGACAAGAUGAGCGCGAGAGUAGAAGAGAUUCAAGCAAAAUCAGUCACUGUGAGAUUAGACUCCGAGGGCCCGUCUUCUUCUUUGCAAAACCGGAUAACGGGUUUCAAGAUGUUCUGUCGAAAGUUGAAGGAAGAAGAGUCCUCAUCUCAGGUGAAUUCUGUUGUUUAUCUACCUGAGACAAGGUCUACCAUCCACGGACUUGAACCGGAAACCGAGUUCUGUCUCAGAGUCGUGUCCUUUAACGAAGAUGGUGAGUUAGAUGAGUCUGAGCUGAGGUUCUCAACGUUGAAGGAUGAUGGAGAAGAAACUGGGGACCAGCAAAGCCCUUUAACAAACUCAAGUAGUGGCCUUUGUAGUAAUCCAUCUUUGCCCGAAGAUGAUUCUAAUAGCGUGUCUAAAAGCUGCAGCAAAGAAAAUGGUGACAAGGACAACGUUGAACACUGUAGUGCAGGAGAAGUAGAAUCUGAGCUUGACGAGCAGAGGCUCGCAAAAAGGAAAGCUAACAAGAUAGAUGGAAGAGACUUGCUUACAACGCCCUCCAAGAGAGAUACUUUUAAGGGAAAGCAAGGAGUGAAUAAAAGAUGCAAAUCAAGAACAGUAUCUGUGAACAAGAAACCUGAGAUCAGUAAUGCCGCAAAUGGAAUAGGAUAUGAAGACUUGGGUCAUAUUGUUAAGACGAUUAGAUGUUUAGAGCAAGAGGGACAUAUAGACAAGAGUUUUAGGGAAAGGUUCUUGACAUGGUAUAGCUUAAGGGCUACUAACCGAGAAGUUAGAGUUGUGAAGAUCUUUGUUGAGACCUUUAUGGAGGAUCUUUCUUCUUUGGGGGAACAGCUUGUGGAUACAUUUUCAGAAAGCAUACUUAAGAUAUCAUCGAAACCUGGAGUUGUACCUGCUGGAAUCUGCCUCAAGCUCUGGCAUUAAAGCUUUUGACAUCGGCCUUCUUAUCAAUUUGUUUGAUAUUCGUAACAAUAACGAUAUUUUUGGAGUGAAGUUACUUAAGUACGCAAGUGCCAGUUUGUUUCUGA
Messenger RNA from Capsella rubella, 2122 nucleotides. Its product is annotated as protein VERNALIZATION INSENSITIVE 3. Gene Ontology annotation, molecular function: protein binding. Gene Ontology annotation, biological process: vernalization response; epigenetic regulation of gene expression. The record is from RefSeq and is a predicted model, not a curated record. Bases 15 to 2018 code for a protein of 667 amino acids. Lineage: Eukaryota; Viridiplantae; Streptophyta; Magnoliopsida; Brassicales; Brassicaceae. The transcript has 5 exons.